Messenger RNA from Chondrus crispus (carragheen), 528 nucleotides. RefSeq lists its product as hypothetical. The transcript has a single exon. The coding region runs from base 1 to 528 and encodes 175 amino acids. The record is from RefSeq and is a predicted model, not a curated record. Lineage: Eukaryota; Rhodophyta; Florideophyceae; Gigartinales; Gigartinaceae.
AUGUACCCAGCAUUCUACGAAGAACUCUUGAGAGCAGCAACAACGGCAUCAGUAAACUCAGAUGUUGACGCAGCUGCAGCUCCUUCCGCGGCCACGUCACGAGUUCGAAUAUCUGUUUCUGCGAACACGCUCAUGACGGCCUUCUCAAUCGCUUCCGCGCGCUCCUCUAACUUGAGAUACCUGAGCAUCAGCACUCCACCAAUGAUGGUGGCCGUGAGAUUCGCGAUUUGUCGGCCAGGAAGGGAGCGAGCCGAAUGUCUAGUUCCCUGCUCAAAUAUGGCUCCGCUAAUGCCUAUGUUGGCGCCUGGGAAGAGCCCCCGGUCCACCGAAGAGACCAGUGGCGAUGUUUGUGACAAUGUUGCCGUACAGAUUUGGCAAAAUCAUGACAUCAAAUUGCUGCGGGUUCGAAGCCAUCUGCAUGCACGUGUUGUCCACAAUCAUGGAUUCAAACUCAAUAAAAGGAUACUUGCUGGCAACGUUUGUGCAGCACUCAAGGAACAGGCCGUGUGCACUCUUCAUUACCUUUAA